GUCUUCUCCUUGUUCACAACACUUUCGCGACUGCAGAGAGCUUUAGACAUUCGUGUGGACAUUUUCUUUUGCAUGACAUCAUGCGCUGGUUGCUGGCUGGAUGCUGUGGGCUUGCUUUGAUCAAUAUCUCAGUGGCCCUAGAUGAUGCCCAGCUGGUCAGGCAGAGGCCCCGUGUCUAUGCCAUGAAAACCAGCAGCCCUGUGACCUUUUAUUGUCUGUUCUCCAAGCAAACACUGGGAAACAGUGUGGCAUGGUACAAGGCAGAUGAGUACGGCGCUAAACAAAGAGACAAGAUAAAGACAGGAGAACGGAUUAGAGCUGUUGACAGUGUGAUUGACGGCGCCGUUCUUAACAUCGUUGAUAUACGCCUAGAGGACAGAGGAGUGUACUACUGCAAGAUAAACAAUACAUGGGGACCUGGGACUGCGCUUCAUGUUGCCAAACCAUACAGCCGUUCCCAGGCACUGUACAGGACCCAGAUGAAGGACGCUCUGAUUAUCCUCCAGGGCUUGCUGUUGGCUGUGUGUAUUGCUGCUAUAAUGCUACGCAAACGAAAAGUGUUUGAAAAUACAGACAGCAUAUAUGAGGAGCCUGAAACUGAUCACAUCUAUGAGGGCUUGACAAUUGAGACAUAUGGAGGAGGUCUGUAUGAGGAACUCUCAGUGUAUGCCCAGGCUGAUGGAGCUGAGGCCCCGUGGGAGUGAGACUAAGCUCUAACUUUUCACCUCGCCACCUCUACAACCACAGGGUUACUUCAUAUUUGCAGGGUCUUGAUUAUAAAGGUCAAAAAUCAUACAUUGUCAAGAGUCCUCAGCUGGCUCGGUCAGAUGUGUAAUUUUCUUCCAGUUUAAAGUUUGUUUGCAAAUAUGUGCUGUUGAUUUUAUGCUAUUUAGUAUCAUAUGAAAUCCAGAGAACUGAAAAAUUCUACAAUUCAGGCUCAUCAGCAGCUAACGCUUUGAUGCUUCAAGAUGCUUUUUUUUUUUUUUUUUGCUACGACGUGUGUUUGAUUAUUUAAGAACAUGUUCAUCACAAAUCUUUGUGAGAGAAGCUGUCACAAAAUGCUGGUGUGUCAUCAGAGCCUGAGCAAGGCCUGACGUGUUCCUGUUGUGUGAUAAUAUUAAAUAAUAUGUAUGACUUUUUGUUGAUGUGUAGGGAA
Messenger RNA from Chelmon rostratus (copperband butterflyfish), 1156 nucleotides. It is a transcript of the gene cd79b, whose product is annotated as CD79b molecule, immunoglobulin-associated beta. The coding region runs from base 81 to 704 and encodes 207 amino acids. Lineage: Eukaryota; Metazoa; Chordata; Actinopteri; Chaetodontiformes; Chaetodontidae. Gene Ontology annotation, biological process: B cell differentiation; B cell receptor signaling pathway. Gene Ontology annotation, cellular component: external side of plasma membrane; B cell receptor complex. The transcript has 5 exons. The record is from RefSeq and is a predicted model, not a curated record.